AUGGACCUGUACCGAGCAGCUGUGAUCCUGGGAUAUUUUAUUAGCACUGGGUUUUUAAGGGCUAAUUUUCGUGGUUCUGACGUCAGCGGUUACGCCAAAACUGAAGGAGCGUGGAUCCUGUCGCUGCACAAGAGGCAGUAUUCAGUCAACACAGUGAACGAAUGUUCAGCCAAAUGUGACGCUGAGACGGCCUUCACCUGCAAGUCGUUCAUUUAUAUUGAAAAGGACCAGGAGUGCUGGACGGCGGCGGCGAACUCUAAAACAGAGAGCGUCCUACGCAGAAGCAGCACAUCUUUAUAUGAAAAAGACUUAUACCUUCUGGAAUGUGUAAAUGGAAUAGGAAGAGACUACAGAGGAACAAAGACCAGAACAAAAACAGGAAAGACCUGUCAGAAAUGGGCCUCCAGCUUUCCUCACAGACCCAACAUCACACCCCAAAGCCAUCCUCUAGCAGAUCUGGAGUCCAACUUCUGCAGAAACCCUGACGGAGACAGUGGAGGACCUUGGUGUUACACCACCAACCCCAACACCCGCUGGGAGCACUGCAACAUCCCCAACUGCACCGACGAGUGUAUAUACUGCAGCGGUGAAGACUACAGAGGGAGGAUCUCCACCACAGAGAACGGCUUCACCUGUCAACGCUGGGACUCCCAGAAACCUCACAACCACGGAUAUAUCCCCAGCGCCCUUCCAGAGAAGUAUCUUGAGGAGAACUACUGUCGGAACCCUGACGGAGACCCCAGACCAUGGUGCUUCACCACCAGCCCCUCCAAACGAUGGGACUUCUGCGCCAUACCACGAUGCAACGCUGAACCUCCCACCAUCGUCCCAGAGUUGACCUGUGCCUCUGGGGAGGGAACGUCGUACCGAGGCACCAUUUCUGUGACAGAGUCUGGAAAAACCUGCCAGAGCUGGUCGGCUCAAACGCCACAUAAACACAACCGCACCCCCGACAACUACCCCUGCAAAGCCCUGGACAGUAAUCACUGCCGUAACCCUGACAACGAGAGGAGGCCCUGGUGUUACACGACUGACUCCAACACCCGCUGGGAAUACUGCAACAUACCCACCUGUGACAACGCACACGGACCUGAAGAUGAGCCCGUUAUCCCCCCAGAGGAGGAGGACUGUUACGAAGGGGACGGGACCAGUUACCGUGGCGUCACAUCCGAGACCAUCAGCGGGAAGAAAUGCCAGGCCUGGAGCUCCAUGACCCCCCACAACCACAGAAAGACCCCCCAGAACUUCCCCAACGCGGACCUCAAGAGAAACCUGUGCAGGAACCCUGAUGCAGACCGAGCCCCCUGGUGUUACACUAUGGACCCCGCUGUCCGCUGGGAGUACUGUAACCUGGAGAAAUGCUCCGCCCCCGCGACCACCCGAGCCCCUAAUCCCCAGCCCCCUACCACCGUCACACAGGCCCCCACCGCCAAAGAUUGUAAGGUUGGGAACGGAGCUACGUAUCGAGGCCCGACGUCCAUGACCAUCGUGGGCGUGACCUGCCAGGCCUGGAGCGCUCAGAGUCCACACCAACACAACAGCUUCACCCCACAAACCCACGCCGACAAGGGUCUGGAGGGAAAUAGCUGCAGGAACCCAGAUAAUGACGUGAACGGACCGUGGUGCUACACCACCGACAGGAACAAGAAAUGGGACUACUGUCAGAUCCCAGACUGCGCUGGAAUGAACUGUGGGACCCCCGUCACCAAACCCAAGCGCUGUUUCGGACGCAUCGUAGGAGGAUGUGUGUCCAAACCCCACUCAUGGCCCUGGCAAAUCAGCCUCCGCACCAAUACCGGAGCUCAUUUCUGUGGUGGAACUUUGAUCCACCCUCAGUGGGUUCUUACAGCUGCACACUGUCUGGAGAGGUCCAGGAGGCCCAACGCCUACAUGGUGGUUCUGGGAAUCCACAGAGAACAAGCCAAUGAGCUGUCCAAGCAGGUCAGGAGUCUGGAAAAACUGAUUCUGGAACCAAACGGAGCUGACAUCGCUCUGCUCAAACUGCAGAAUCCAGCUGUUAUAAAUGACAAAGUCCUGCCGGCCUGUCUGCCAGAGAAGGACUACAUUGUCCCCAGUCGAACUGAAUGUUAUGUGACAGGAUGGGGUGAGACUCAAGAUACCGGAGGUGAAGGUGUGUUAAAGGAAGCCGGUUUCCCCGUCAUCGAGAAUAAGAUCUGUAAUCGCCCGUCUUACCUGAACGGCCGAGUCCGAGACCACGAGAUGUGCGCCGGAAACAUCGAGGGCGGGACCGACAGCUGCCAGGGCGACAGCGGCGGUCCUCUGGUGUGUUACGCCCAGAACAGGUACGUCCUACAGGGCGUGACGUCCUGGGGUCUGGGAUGCGCCAACGCCAUGAAACCCGGCGUCUACGCCCGAGUCUCCAAGUUCGUGGACUGGAUCGAUAGAACCAUCGCGACCAAUUAAAGAUCCGGCUGAAACUAGCAGCGUUCGCCGCACCAGGACGCAGAAGGCGGCGCUUUUGGAAGAUUUUUGUAACGUG
Molecule: messenger RNA, 2500 nt
Organism: Sphaeramia orbicularis (orbiculate cardinalfish)
Lineage: Eukaryota; Metazoa; Chordata; Actinopteri; Kurtiformes; Apogonidae
Gene: plg
Product: plasminogen
Exons: 21
Coding region: 1-2424 (807 amino acids)
Biological process (GO): proteolysis
Molecular function (GO): signaling receptor binding; serine-type endopeptidase activity
Source: RefSeq, a predicted model, not a curated record